AAAUGUCUGCUGCGAAUUUGGAUUUGUUAGAUAUUUACUAAAAUUAUAUGUAUAUUUAUUAGCCAAAGCCUGCGACUAAAACUCGAUGUUUGCGUGAAACUCAAAAUCAUUUCAUCAUUUUACAAAAAUAUAACUCAAGAACGUAAACGAUUCAUAUAACAAAAACUUCAACCUCUUUUCAACUUUUUAGGGGUUAAAUUUUGGAAACAUUUUUAAUUACAUUAUUUUUAGUAAUUUUUUACAUGUACUACAUACAACCUUAUUAAUUUUUACAAAUGUGACUUAAAAAAUUAAGAACUUUUCAUACAGUUUUUCAAGCCCUAUUUCACCCCCUUUUGAUUUAAUUUUUGAAACAAAAAGUAACUUAUAAUCCUCUUCGUAUUGUGGUCUCACAUCAUGCCAAAGUUUAUUUCAAAUAUAUUCAGUAGUAUCAUGAUGGCCGGUCAAAAAAAAUACGGACAAACAGGCAAACAAAAAAUAAAAAAUAUAUUUUUGGCUUCACCAACUAAAAUUUUCAAAAUAUCUACUUUUAUUAUAAGUAUAGUAGUUUUUUUGUCUGUUACUUUGGGCAACAAGAAUUUUAUAGGGAUUAUUUCGCGUGUUCGAUGAGAGCCUCCAGCCACUCAUUCUUUUCUGAUACUUCCAAAUAUUAUCGUCAUAUUUCAAACGUCAAAAUCCCUGACAUAAUAUAUUUAAUCCUUCCUUCCCUAUAAACCACUUAAUCUAUGUUAGUAAAAAUCAAUCAUCAAAAGUAAUCAUAUCCUGGACUGAAAAUGUUUAGGCAGCCUAUUGGCAAUAUACUUAUUGAUAUAAAAAAAACUUUUCAACAGGUGGACAGAUCGGUGAAGGUAGUAUUAUAUACGGGUUCUGACACCAUAAUAUAUAAAAAUGUCAAUUAUUGUCACACAAUUCAAUUUUCAUAACAGUUAAUAAUAAUAAAACAAAAAAAAUGUAGGGCUCUUAACCUUUAAAACACCUACGCUUUGAAUACGCUAUAAUAUUUUAUACGAUUUGUUUUAUUUCCUCCUAUUACCAUAAUAAGUGGGCAAACGAAUGAAGGAUGGCUUAAUUCUCUACACGUUUAUAAUGCUCUUACAAUGCGUUGGUUCCCGAGGGAAACCAAUAAAUCGGGUCAGGAUGGUUCGUGACGGUCAAUUAAAAUAAAAUUGUUGAUCAGAUUUGAAACAUUUACCAAUCUACGACGCCUACGUAAUAGAUUAAGAAUCUGUGAUAGCCAUAUCUUCGUGAUUUUAUAAAAGGUGAAAGUUUGUCAGCUCAUGCUCCCACCAUAGGUAUGUGGAGUUUGGACAGUACUAGCUUUGAGAUAUAACAGGUUUCAAGGAUCCAGACUCAAUUGAAGUACUUAUUCAAAUAUAAUUGGUGAAUUGAGUGAGCCUGUGUUAUGUGUGCUAAGAUAGCGGACUUAUCAUUUACUAGCUGACCGGCGCGGUUUCACCCGCGUGAUUUGCGAUCCUGUUAAAGUACGGGGGUAAUAUGUAGCUUAUAACCUUUCUCGAUAAAUGGGCUAUCUAACACUGAAAGAUUUUUUCAAAUCGGACCAGUAGUUCCUGAGAUUAGCGCGUUCAACCAAACAAACAAACCGACUCUUCAGCUUUACAAUAUUUUAUGGAUAUGUAUUUAUAAAAUACGUAUAAAAGCUUAUAUAAUUUAUAACACAAACGAUAGAAAACAUUAAUGCUCAUCACACAAAUUAUUAGUGGGAAUCGAACCCACCCCGGAUGCAGUAAGCAGGGUCACUGCAUCACAGCGCCACGCAACCGUCAAAGAUGUGAAGAGGGAUUUUCUGACCCAGUGGCCCGUUAAUAAAAUAUAGGCUGAUAUUAAUAAUAAUUGUAGUUCAAUGGUCUUAUAAAUAAUAUAAAGCUUCGACCAACAUUUUAAGAAGCUUGCACUUAACUGUUGGAUCAAGAGUCGGAUACAGAUGGCAGUGACUCUUGAAACGACGCGUAUUGUGAAGAGGUUCCUCACUCUGGAGUCCUGACCGCAGGUUGAUUGGGCACUCAAAUGUCCCGCAGCGGGGGCAUUUUUUUGUUUUAUAAAUUUUUAAUAGUGUUUUGUAUAACAUUAUUAAAAUUUAAAAAAGGACAUAUAAAUAAAUGAUAGAGAAUAAUCAUUAUUUCAAUGUAGAUACUAAGUUAUUGAGAGAUCCGUGAUAACCCAGUGGAUAUGACCUCUGCCUCCGAUUCCGGAGGGUGUGGGUUCGAAUCCGGUCCGGGGCAUGCACUUCCAACUUUUCAGUUUUGUGCAUUUUAAGAAAUUAAAUAUCAAGUGUCUCAAUCGGUGAAGGAAAACAUCGUAAGGAAAAAUGCAUACAAUAGAAUUAUCUUAAUUCUCUGCGUGUGUGAAGUCUGCCAAUCCGCAUUGGGCCAGCGUGGUGGACUAUUGGCCUCAUCCCUCUCAUUCCAAGAGGAGACUCGAGCUCAGCAGUGAGUCGAAUAUGGGUUGAUGACGACGACGACGACGACUAAGUUAUUGGACAUACAAUUCCAAGUGGAUUAAAUCAUGAGGUUUUUCUAGUUACGCAUGUAUAUUUAAAGUGCAUCAAUAUUUUUUGUCAAAAUAAAAAUAAAAAGUUUUUCUAAUAGCCUGGGUUAGUAAAAAGAAAUAAGAAGUAUGUGUUACAACUUUGACGGAACUGAUUUGGCGAGUUGAACGCAACCUAAUAACUCCAUGCAACGCGGUUACAGCAUCCAGUCAAAGGCCUCAUCGAAUGCGUUGUUUUGGAACGAUAGCGAAAUAGUUUUGUACACCACAACUGCUAUUCAUCAUGAACACAACCUCUACACGGUAUUACGAACCACAAUACGAGUGUCAUAAAAACGAAAUUUGACUGCAUGGUAAAACUGAAAAUGUGGUUCACUGCCGUGAAGUUGAAUGUAAUUGUUGUCUUUUUGUUAACAUUACGGGUUUAUUUAAGUGAAAUAAGAUAAAAUGGUCAUCUCACAAUAUUCUGUUGUUCAAUCCAGAUCGGAAAGCUUAGCGGGAGCUCGUGAUAAAAAGUGCCAAAAUAUACUUUGCCCAUAUUUAUCGAGAUUUCAGAAGUAUAAGAAAUGUAGAUACUGAUAUGUUACUGCUUUUUGAGGUAGAUUGUGAAAAAAACUGUGAUUAAGAUUCAGAUUCAAGCGUAAUUUGAAAAAAGACAUUUGCAGUUUAAGAAGUCAUGGAUAUCACUAAAUAUAUAUUAGUUUUGGUGGUUUUGUUUGUCGACAGUGAUGCGGGCGGUCACGAGGAGAGUCAUCAUGACCACGUCAAGCUUCACGUUCCAGAGUUCAUUCAGCACGAUCAUCACACAAAAGUAAUAACAAUUCAUCAUCAUCACCACAAACCGAAGAAAGAGCAUCACCACCACCACCAUCAUCACCAUCAAAAGCCACACAUUCCGUACGCGCCCCCAAAAUAUCAUUACAAUCAUAAACAUUCAAAAAGUUCAUCCCAUAGCGUAUCUAAAGGACAUACAUCAGUUGGCCCGAAAAGUCACGGUAAACACCAUGGGCACCACGGAAAACAUGGCAGUGCUGGACAUGGUCAUCACAGUCCCAGCCCAUCGUUUGAAAGUAAUUAUGGUGCAUUUUUACCAUCGGUCCCAAAAAUACCAAGUCCACAAAUACAUGGAGUAGUACACACAGUGCAACAAGUUAAAGUAUUCGAUUCAUUGCCAGGAGGUAUAAAGACGGGAGAUUCUGGUUACCAAGUAACAGAACAAGAAGAAGAAGGCGAAGACGAUGUAUUUACUUCUGUUAAUUCUCUAUCACAGUCGUAUCCAGGGGCGUACGGAUAUGAAGGAAACGCAGCAGAACAGAAUCAUUAUUCAGAUGCAGCUCAUUUCAGUACAAACCAAUCACCCAAUACUGAUCCAUUUGCAGCUGCGCAACCACAACCAACUUACUCCAAUAUCGAAGACUUUGCUACUCAAAAUCAGGCAACCCAGUCCUCGUCUAACAUGCAACCAUCAUAUUCUGAGAUAACUGAUUACAAUACUCCAGAAAACUCUUUAAUAGGAUUAGGUAAUGGCGGUAGUGAUCAUUCGUUACUAUCUUACGCUGAUGCCGCCCAAGACGUCACUCCAGUUAGCUUCUCAAGGGAAGCCGGUACACAACAUGCUAUUAACAGUGGUGGAGUUGAAACUAUUGCCUACUAAACAAUUACUUGUGGAAUGUUAGUUAUCUAGUAAGUCUAAAGAAAUAGAAUUAAAUAAUAAUUUAUUACCAGUAUGAUUAUUAAAUCAAAGCUUCGAACGAAACAUUAAGAAACUUUCGCUUGACUGUUCUAGGGACUGGAUCUAGGGUAGGAUAUGUGAUAAGACGAGUAGAUGGUAGAAAUGGUGCAUAAGAAGAGUAUUGUAAAGAGCUUCUUAGAGCCUUGACAUUUGUCUUCUCGGGUAAAGCUCUGCAUUUGGAGGACUGGAUUUAUUUUUAGUGUUUCUUUAGUUGUUUACGUCUAUAACAUUGUUAAAAAGUAGAAAAUAUUUGUAAAUAGAUAUACGAAAGAAGAAACCAAAAUAAAUUUAAUUAAAAAUUGUUUAAUAAUUUUAAGGUUUUAUUAUAAACUAAAUAAGUUAUUUUAUUAAUACGUACGCCAUAGUUUUAAUAACAAUAAAUAAUUACAAUAUAGAUAUCUUGGCAACUAUGCCACUAUUAAUCACGAUACCAACAAGCUAAGAAGUAGUACAAAUAUAACUCAAAUACGAAUAUACUCGUAAAUACAGUUAUACUUAUUUUAAAAGCAUAUAUUAUAUAAUUGUAUACUGUUUUUUGUGGGAUAUACAAUAGGAACUUACUACUUAUGCAUGGUAAAUAAUAAAGGAAAAUAAAAAUAAUAAAUUUUAUUGUUUUGUAUUUCAAUUUAUCUCUACCGAGCUUUUUUUAAGGCAAUCAUUCAAACGUAUGUAUUGUUUAUCUGUUUGCUUGAACUUGAUAAUUUUCGGAAUUACUGGAUUGUUGGUUGAUAACCUGACCAUACUCUUAAUAAGGGGAAGGAAGAGGAGGAUACAGGAGGUAAAGUAUGUAUUUAAGUCCAUUCGAAAGUUAAUUUUCACAAAUGCGGCAGGGUUGAUUUCUUUUUAUA
This is a messenger RNA of Bicyclus anynana (squinting bush brown), 5085 nucleotides long. RefSeq names its product polycomb group protein Pc-like. The record is from RefSeq and is a predicted model, not a curated record. NCBI's taxonomy places the organism in Eukaryota, Metazoa, Arthropoda, Insecta, Lepidoptera, Nymphalidae. The transcript is spliced from 2 exons. Bases 3182 to 4159 code for a protein of 325 amino acids.